Molecule: messenger RNA, 1236 nt
Organism: Choloepus didactylus (southern two-toed sloth)
Lineage: Eukaryota; Metazoa; Chordata; Mammalia; Pilosa; Megalonychidae
Gene: ACTL9
Product: actin like 9
Exons: 1
Coding region: 1-1236 (411 amino acids)
Biological process (GO): cell motility; axonogenesis
Cellular component (GO): NuA4 histone acetyltransferase complex; membrane; axon
Molecular function (GO): nucleosomal DNA binding; protein kinase binding
Source: RefSeq, a predicted model, not a curated record
AUGGAUGCAAAUCAUUCAAAGCCCCAGGAGUCCCAGAGCUCCCCAGAGAACCCCAGGCCUGACCUGAACCCCAACUCCAUCCUGGUCAACAAGACGCUGCCACAGGACCCCCCCAGCAUGGUGGGCGACAGGCUGCCCCCAAAGACAGGCACGGUGGUCAUUGACAUGGGCACGGGAACCUGUAAGAUGGGCUUUGCAGGGCAGGCCCAGCCCACCUACACCGUGGCGACCAUCGUGGGCUACCAGCCCAAGAAGCAGGCUAGACUGGAGACGUUCAUUGGCGAAGCCGCCCGUUCCCGCCCGGAGCUGACACUGGUGAGGCCGGUGCGAAACGGCAUCAUCGUGGACUGGGAUGCGGCCGAGCUCAUCUGGUGCCACAUGCUGGAGCACGACCUCUGCGUGGCCACCCAGGACCACCCGCUGCUGUUCUCCGACCCACCCUUCAGCCCCAGCACCAACCGCGAGAAGCUGGUGGAAAUGGCCUUCGAGUCACUGGGCUCGCCUGCCAUGUACGUGGCCUCCCAGUCGGUGCUGUCCGUCUACGCCCACGGGCGUGUCAGCGGGCUGGUGGUGGACACGGGACACGGGGUCACCUACACAGUGCCCGUCUUGCAGGGCUACAACCUGCCCCACGCCACCGAGCGCCUGGACCUGGCCGGCACGCACCUGACGGCCUUCCUGGCAGAGAUGAUGCGCGGCUCCGGCCUGCAGCUGGGGCAGCAGGACCUGGACGCCGUGGAAAGCGUCAAGCACCGCUACUGCUACGUGGCCUCUGACUUCCUGAAGGCGCAGUCCCGGCCAGAAGACGAAUGCCGGCAGAAUCUGAAGCUGCCCGACGGGCGGACGAUUACUCUGGGCAAGGAGCUGUUCCGGUGCCCGGAGCUGCUGUUCAGUCCCCCGGAGAUCCCAGGACUGACGCCCGUGGGCGUCCCCACCAUGAGCAAACAGAGUCUCCACAAGGUGCCCCGGGAGGUGCGGGCGGAGGUCGCCCAGAACGUGCUGCUCUGCGGCGGCUCCUCGCUCUUCGAGGGCUUCGAGGGCCGCUUCCGAGCGGAGCUGCUGCGCUCCCUGCCCCCCGAGGAGCACGUGGUGGUAACGGCCCAGCCCACCAGGAACUUCUCGGUGUGGAUCGGAGGCUCCAUCCUGGCCUCGCUGCGCGCCUUCCAGUCCUGCUGGGUCCGUCGGGAGCAGUACGAGGAGCAGGGUCCCCACAUCGUGUAUCGCAAGUGCUACUGA